AUGACCUCCUGGGCCCUCCUGCUCCUUGCCUCAGUGCUCCUGGCCACCCCGGGGCUGACCUUUUCUGGUUUGAACCCUGAGGACAAUGACUUGAUGACCGCUGACUUGAGUCAGGAAAAGGAGUUCUUAGAGAGCUUGGUCCUGGAGUCCCCCCAGGGUGACCAGCUGGCUAUCAGAUGCAAGAUUUGUAAGGUGACAAUCCAAGGUCUGAGAAAAGCCUUGGGAAAUGAUAUCACACAGGAAGCCAUCAAACAGGCUGCGUCCCUGGUGUGCAGGCAGCUAUUUCCACUGGAUGGUAUUUGCAAGGAUAUAAUCAAUAAAUUUCUUGAUAAGAUCACCCAGGGUAUCAUGAAUGGGAAAAGCGCCGAGGAAAUCUGUGUGAAACUCAGGAUGUGCAAACCUGAAAAAGGUCUCUGAGCCUCUGGGGUCUCUGACCCCACCCUGGGGAGAAGCACAGAGUCUCCCACAACCACCACCUGCUUCUGCCCUCCCAGAUCCAGAGCCGACCCUCCA
Molecule: messenger RNA, 513 nt
Organism: Prionailurus viverrinus (fishing cat)
Lineage: Eukaryota; Metazoa; Chordata; Mammalia; Carnivora; Felidae
Product: antimicrobial peptide NK-lysin-like
Exons: 5
Coding region: 1-417 (138 amino acids)
Biological process (GO): antimicrobial humoral immune response mediated by antimicrobial peptide; defense response to bacterium; killing of cells of another organism
Cellular component (GO): cytolytic granule
Source: RefSeq, a predicted model, not a curated record